AGCGACAUGACGCUUCGUUACUACACAUGUUCGUCGUCGUAUUCUCUUCGUCGUCGUUCGCUUCUUGUCACCUUACAGUAUUCGUAGUUGAUACAAACGUACGUACGGGUCUAAGGUAGUCGUACUACAUAUAUCUGAAAUAUUUUACUUUCAGAACAUGGCAGAACAGUAUCACUUAAAGCUUGGUCCAAAUGCAUCAUCGUCUAUCGAUCAAUAUUUAGAGUACAAACGAAUAGUUGGUGAUGAUGAUGGUGGUAAAUUGUUUUCUCCAGAGGAGUAUGAAGAAUACAAAAAGAAUGUCAUACCGAUUAGAAUGCAAAACCGUCUGUAUGUCAGCUGGACUGGCCCAAGUGGAAUGGACUGUAAACUAAUUGGACCAGAAACACUAUGCUUCUGUCAACACAGAUAUAAGCAGCAUAAAUCGGACUUUAAAGACAUUCCAGCUGAACGACCAAUUCAAUUGCCUUGUAAAGUUCGAGGAUGCAAAUGUUCUUCUUACAACUAUGUUCCACGCGUUGGUAGUCAACCAAUACGCUGUCGAUGCAAGCAUACGUCAGAAGACCAUUCUGAAGGACCAUCUCAUAAAUGCAAAAUAUCAAAAUGUAAUUGUGUUGCAUUCCGAAGCUCUUACACAUGUUCAUGCACACAACCAGCAUUUGCACAUGAUAUGAUCGUAGAGACAAAAGAGGAACGUUUAGCACGAGGUCAUCCAGUUGGCAGAGACAUACCUUAUGCUGCAAUGGGUGGUAUUACUGGUUUCAGCUCUUUAGCGGAAGGCUAUAUGAGGCUUGAUGAUAGCGGUGUAGGAACCCCAGAUGAUGCAUUUCUUAAUCAGCCAAUCACCUCGUCUGACCAUCCAUUCUUAAAGAUGCAUGCUUCAACUCUAAGGAAGUUAGAAGGAGAGGGAAGUGGUGUGGACCAGGUUUCAGAUGAACUGGCUAACUUCAAGUUCACAGGCACAGAUGCAGAUAUGGAAUAUUAUGAAAAAAGAUAUCAGCAAAGAUUAAAAGAUGAAAGAGCUAGAGCAAGAAAUGGCCCUACAACCAUCAAGCCAAAUCAUCGCCAUAGAGCAGUUGCUGGUGCUAGUCAAAGCACUGCAUCCAGAAAGGCAUCAACAAGUAGUUCAAGGAGAAUUGUAACAAAUAGUGGAAGAGCUGGUGGUUCAACAAAAAGCACUAGUAGAGGUGGUAAGGCAGGCUCAAGCUCUAAUUGAAUUAAAAUGUCUAAUAACCAGUUACAGGUAUAUACAUAAGGGUAUUGACAUUGGGGUGGGGUGUAAAAGUUAGGGGGCUUGAUGUUAAAGUGAAGGGGAAUGAGCUGUCAAAAUAAGGUGGUAUGAGGUGAUCUGUAACUACUUGAGCGUAAUUUAUUUGCUCGGCAAAUUUCCAGUGAGGAGGAGUGCGCACAUGUGCAGGACCAAGCUUUUUUGGAGAAGGCAUGUUCCCCCACACUCCCCUGUACAUUCACCACUGAUAGUACAGUAAUAAUUUCCUUUCCACACCAGAAUUUCAACUUUAUCACCUCUUCCUAAGACCAUGCAACAUGCUACUGACUUUUAUGAUGAUCUAUUUGCAUAUUUCUGAUCAAAAAGACAGACAACUUAAGUGAAUACAUAACCUUCAUGACAGAGGUAAUGAUGAAUGUAGUCAUCCAAGAGAAAUAAAAACUGUAGAUUGGGAAUCGAAAAAGUGGGUGAAUCUUACAAGGCAGUCACAAAUACAGCAAUAAUAACGACUGUAGAAGCAGCAGGAUUUAAAAAUUUUUUUUAUUUGAACCAUAAUAUUAUGUUGAACCAUCAAAGACGAUAUAUGAUGACUUCGACCAAUUAUACAUUUUUUACAAAAAUAUGUGCAAUAUUUCUAGACAUUUUAAAUGAUAGCUUUAUAGCACAUCUGAUGCACUGUGAGACUACAACAUCAGUUAAGAUUAAGUAAAUUAAUUCAUAUUGUACAUCUCUUAAAAGUAAGAGAUGCAUGCUCUACAGUAUUAUUUUGAGCGAUAGAUAAAAUAUUAUGUAGCUAGGCAAACAGAAAAAUAUAGUUAACGACAUUCAUCUGAGGACUACUUGACACAACAGUCCUUUUUAUUUUAUUUGAACGUAACUUUUCUUGUGUGUGAUGUCCAUUGCAAUUUAAAAAGUUGUUGAGUGUCCCCUGUCGCCAUUCGCCAGCCAAUUGAUACUCAUUGUGUGGAUGGUCACGUUAACAGACGAUGUAACAUACUUUUGAAGAAUGAUAAUGCAGAUAAAUGCAUUCAUGACAUAAUGUACAAUCAUCUCAAUUGAUGAUGAUAUAGACUAUAAUGGAAUUUUUUGUAUCGGGUAUGUGCGAUUUACAUUUUAUAUUGAGGGCAGCUUAUAUCCAGUAAGUUAAACUUGUGUAAAGCCAAUGUGCGUGUGCUGAACCAUGGAAAUCUCUGUGCUGUUCAAAUCCCAUCGCUGCUCUCCUUGUGUUUCUGCUGAGGGAGGAAAUGCAUGUUUCAUUUACUGCAUUGUCUUUCGAAUGAGACGUUUAAGCCGUUGUUUCCUUGUGUUAUAUGGCCCAUGUGCACGUUAAAGAACACAGUAUACACUCUUUGGAAAAUAGUAUGAGAUUGUCUCCCUGUCUACUGCAUGCCCAGUCAUCACCAGAAGGACCCAUUGUAAAUACUGUCUUCUUCAGACUUUCCUGGAUUAUUCUUGGUGUUUACUCCGAAUAAAUCCAAAUCCAUUUUGGUCCUGUUUUAAGCGCUGUGAGGCCGACUGGGUAUAGAAUAAAUUUAAUACCCACGAGAUUAAAUGAAUAUAUUUUUAUUCAUAAGGCCUUUCUCUGCGACAAAAUGGCUUAAAUAUUUUCAAAUUUACAUUAAACGAUAAAUGUUGUUGGCCUCAACCAACUUAAUAUUGCACAAGAUUUUCCACGACGUCAUAUCAGAUAAUAAAUUUAGGAAGACAGUUAUUGUGUUGUUAAAUCUCUAAAGUGCAUUUAUUUUGCACGGAGAAUGUACCAACAAUGGGUGCAACCUAAACUCUAUAAGAUAAUAAGAUCGUAGAUUUCAGAUUUUGUAUCAUCUUCAUCCUGUUAUGUACCGAGUUAUGGAAUUGUAUGAUAUAAAGUGCAUAUAUUUUGUACACCGAGAAUAUACCGACAAUGGCGCAACCUAAACUCUAUAACAUAAUAAGAUCUAAUGCAGUUAAAAGAAAGAUCGUAGACUUCAGAUUUGGUGAUAUAUAUUUAUUACGUUGGGUAUUACAUCAUCUUCCUCCUCUUGUGUACCAAGUUACGGAAUUGUAUGAUAUAAUAACAUAAUCAAUAAAGAUAUCCACAUAUAAAUUAUUUGUGAUUUUUUGCCAAUUUAUUCUCCAGAUUACCAUCUACAGCAGGACCUUGGAAAAUACAUAGACAACAAGCCGGAUAAUAUACCGUAGGCUUAAUAAAUUAAUAAACAAAGUAACUGAAUGAGUGGCCUGCUGGAAGGCAACAAUAUGAUAAUUGCUUUUGAUAUAUCAAUACAUGAGGUCUUUGUUGUUAAUAAUAAUCAAAAUUAAUUUUAAUGCUAAACAUCAACGCCAAUAAGAAAUGAGGAAAAAAUUAUGUAGGUCUGUUAUAUGGAUAUGAUGACGCAAAUGACGACGAUGUUGGCAAUAAAUAUGAAAAUAGUGACGUAAUGUUGAUCGAAAUGACGAAUAUGACAACGGCGGCGGAAGCGAGGGACAGUGGGCCAUCCCCCCCCCCCACUUUUGUGACUGUUCCCAGCACCAGUGACAAAUAUUCAACAAACGCUAUGCAAUGUCAUUAUUAUUAUUAUUAUUUGGUGCUUAAAUACCUUGUUUAUUUGGCCUUAUAAAUCAACCUAUUGUUGUUAUACAGUAUAGUUUUUUUUUUUUUGUUUUUUUUUUUCAUUUUCAUUUUCAAACAAGUUCCCUUUUUUGAGUUGAACAACCAGAUGUCUGCAAACGCGCAUGAAGAAAAGAUCGGAGCAUGAAGAAAAGAAUGGAAUCGCCUGCCUUGCGUGAAUUUUGUAUUUGACACAGGGCAGAGGUAUAGCACUUUUUAUGGAGCGACGCUCUUUUCUCUUUAUGUUAACCAUGAAGAUGUAACUGAUUGGCUUACAGUAUACCAUCAAACUAACCUAAUAUAUAACCACAUUCCUUCUAAUUUAACGAAAACAAGAUCCUUAAGAGGCCAUUUAUUAAAAUAAAGUUAUCUGAAGGUUAACUACAGAUUACAGUUAAGGUAGGCCUAUUAUACGUUGUAAAAACUAUUGAAUAAACAAAAUCUUUCGACUAAAAAAAAAAAAUUUCGCUUGAUAUUAUGGAUUAGUCAUUUGUGAAACAAAGUGAUAGGCUAUGUAAAGUGUUAUAUUGAACAGUGACAGAUUCAAGGGGGAGCCCAGUCGGCACGGGUCCACCAUCCUAAUUCUUUCAAAAUUAUUUUUUUAAAUGGAGAAAACAGACAAAAAAUUGUAUUCCGACUUCCUGGACCCGCCACAAUUGAAGUACCAUUUCCGGGCUCUUAUAAGAUUAAUUUUUAUCCAUCGGGGAAAAGAGAAGGUUUCGUCAGGGAAUACCCUUAUCAAGGAUACCCCUUAUGAUAAAUAAUUCAUUGUGAUCGUGGAUGCAAUCUUGAUUUCCACUUUGUUCGGAGAUUACAACAAAUAUGCAGUCAUAUUAGAGUAGCUUGAUGUUAAUGUAGGCGAUGACGUAUGUGAUGAUGGGGUUAACGAUGAUUAUGAUGUUCAGACUUCGUAUUUUUAAAGAUCUUCAGAAGGCGGGAAAAUACAAAUAUGAAUUUAGCAAAAUUUGUCUCCCAAAGCAUUAGCAGGUUAUUAAAGUGAGUGCUUUGUUGAGGUAAGGGUAAUUGUGUUUCUCAAUAUACAUUCUAAAUCAAUCGUGUUUCCAUUUAACUUCAAAAAAUUGUAAAGAAUGCGAUGUGGUAUCGACAGAUGCUUCAUUUAUUUGAAAAUUAUAUUUUUACGAUAAGCUGGCAAUGAUUACACAUUGAAGAUUACGGUACUAUAUUAAGCUAGGUUGAAAUGUUUGGCUACCAGAUACUCCUUCUUGAUUAUCACGAAUUCAUUGAUUAUGGAUCCUGCAUCGAAAUGUCCAGUCUCAUCAAUGUAAUAACCAUGUAUAGGUUAAUUGCAAUGAAGUAAAUAACGUAGCAUGUAAGAGAGGGUGAAUAGUUGCGAAUGCGGUAUAAUUUUGGAAGUGUAGAAUUUUGCAAAUUGGGCAGCAGCUUUAUUACAAAUAACAUUCCUAAAAUGGAAUGGAGGGUGAGAUGAUACUGGAUUUGGGGAGGAAUUAUUAAAGAAUUGUAAGAGUUAUGUACAGUGUUAUCUUGCUUGCAUCAGGGGUGGCGCCAGCGGGGGACGGGGCGGGGCCAUUCCCCCAACCCCACCGUCGGGGAAAAAACCACAUUUCGUCGGUGAGAAAAAAAAAGUAUUUACUUUUUAUAUAUUAUUAAGACCCAAAAUCGAUGAAAUAAGCCUUUAAAACCCUUAAAGUGUCAUAUUUUUUCCCUCAUGGAACUCUUUUCUGGGAGAUUUUGAGGCGACGCCUUGCCACUCCCACUUUUUUCGUCGGGGAAAUCGGUCCUCGGUCUCCCGUCGGGGACCUAGGACCCCCUCUGGGGACCCCCCUGUCGGGCAAAUAAUGGCACCACCAAUGGCUUGCAUGUACUGUAACUCUACAAAAUUGAAAUGGGAUAUGGAAAAAAUCAGAGGACGUCUGUUAUAAAUCAUUUUUGAGAUAUUAUUGUAGGCCUAGUGUGUGGAUAUUUUAAACCAAAAAUAGAACUCGAAUAUCAAACAGUUUUAAGAAGGUGAUUCAGACAAUAGAGGAUUGCUUAAUCUUCAUUGCUUAGCAAAACUAUGUUGUAAGGUUCAAGUCCGUGUUACCUGAGUCCGUUAUAUAAAUAAAAAAAAAAAUAAUCAGAACUAAUUCAUACUUUAUUACGUGAGCAAAUGCAAAUUAAUGUAAA
Molecule: messenger RNA, 5960 nt
Organism: Anneissia japonica
Lineage: Eukaryota; Metazoa; Echinodermata; Crinoidea; Comatulida; Comatulidae
Product: protein FAM221A-like
Exons: 5
Coding region: 158-1213 (351 amino acids)
Source: RefSeq, a predicted model, not a curated record